CUACUAGUAUCAUGGCUUCUAAAAACCCUCGUCUAAGCGAGCUCGCUGCCCAAAUUGCUGAACAGGCCGUUAUACUGGAAAAGUUCCUUGACGACAAUAACCUCCCGCAGCCGUCCUUUGGCGUUCAGGGCCCCGCUGCUUUCCCUGUCGGAGCUGAUCAAAAGGCAGCCAACGACGCCCGUUUCUCCCUCAUUGGCGCCACCAAGGAUCUUCGUGGUCUGGUCGUGGGCCCUGCUGACACUCUGAAAUGGCUUGUCCUCUGCGACCAUAACGUUACCGCUGCUCUUCAAGCGGUAUACCACUUCAAGAUCGCCCAGUCCGUUCCGCUGGACGGAAGCCCGAUCUCCAUCGCAGAUCUGAGCAGGGCUGUUUCCCUCGACGAGCUCAACCUCGCACGCGUCGUGCGCAUGGUCAUGAGCGAGCGCAUCUUUGUCGAGCCCAGGCAGGGCUACGUCGCGCACAUGGCGGCGUCCCUCCUUCUCGCGCAGGACAGGGGCAUGCAGGCGAUCGUGGGGCACAUGUGCUCUGAGUCGUUCCCGAGCGCGGCGAGGAUGGGCGAGUGCUUGGAGACGUAUAGAGGGUCGGAGGAGCCGCAGCAUUCGGCGUUUAUGAUGUGUAUGGGGAGCUGGGCGGCAGGCGGAGGUGAGGAGCAUAUAGUUUCAGGUAAUGAGUGGAAGGACCUUGGACAGGCGGUGGUGGUCGACGUGGGCGGCUCUCUUGGUCACGUCUCCCUAGCUCUUGCAUCUGCAUACCCCAACCUGCGGUGCAUAGUCCAAGAUCUUCCCUUCAACACCGCUGCAAACGACCUCAUCGCCUCCCAGAACAAAUCACGUCAAGUGACCUUUCAGCCUCACGACUUCUUCAAUCCUCAGCCCGUUCUUCCCGCCGAAACCAUGACCUCCGUGUCAACAGCCGUCUAUCUCAUGCGCUACAUCCUGCACGACUGGUCCGACACCUACGCCCGCAAGAUCCUGGCUCACGUCCGCGACGCCAUGGCGUCCGCCACACGCGACAGGAAAAACGCAUACCUCGUCAUCGCGGACGCUGUGCUCCCGCCUCCGCUCAGCGGGAUCCCGGCUGCCCAGGAGCGCACGCUGAGAGCGUUCAACGUGAGCAUGUUUGCGCAGCUGAACGCGUGCAAGCGGGAUACGUCGGCGUGGGGGGCGCUCUUCAGGAGCGUGGAUGGGCGGUUUGUGAUCGAGAGCAUACGGCCCCCGUCGCCGGGGAGCUCUUGA
This is a messenger RNA of Coniophora puteana RWD-64-598 SS2, 1235 nucleotides long. RefSeq names its product S-adenosyl-L-methionine-dependent methyltransferase. The transcript has 4 exons. The coding region runs from base 12 to 1235 and encodes 407 amino acids. The record is from RefSeq and is a predicted model, not a curated record. NCBI's taxonomy places the organism in Eukaryota, Fungi, Basidiomycota, Agaricomycetes, Boletales, Coniophoraceae. Gene Ontology annotation, molecular function: O-methyltransferase activity.